AUGAAUGGUGGUGGUGGUGGUGGUGGUGGUGGUGGUGGUGGUGGUGGUGGUCCUGGGGAGAAAUCAGGUGCUAUAGGUGGUCCUGGUACUGGUCUUGGGUCGAACCUGAAUCCAUAUGGUGGACCCAUCUUCUCACUCGACACACCUGCACCGCAUCAUCAUCGACUUGCACCGAGUCCCAUCGGUGCAGGGUCCAUCGGUCGAUCAAGACACUCAGACUCUUUUCGGCUUCCUUCGAUCCACAUUCCAGGGUAUCAUACCGUCAGAUUCGUUGGUCUCUGUACCCUGUGGUACAUGACUUCAGCGCUGUCCAGCAAUACCGGCAAAAUGAUCCUCAACCAUUUCAGAUACCCCGUCACCUUGACCAUUGUUCAAUUCUUCUUCGUCGCGGCAUACUGCGUGCUCAUCAGUCGUCCAGAACUCGGAUGGACAGGUAGAUUGAGACAGCCGUCAAAGGCUAUCCUCUUGGGAACAUUGCCAAUGGCCGCGUUCCAAGUCGGAGGACACAUCUUUAGCUCAUUGGCUAUCAGUAGAGUACCCGUCAGCACAGUUCACACCAUAAAGGCCCUCUCUCCACUUUUCACAGUCGGCGCUUACGCUCUCCUUUUCCAAGUCUCCUACUCUCCCGCGACAUAUCUCUCCCUACUUCCUCUCACCAUCGGCGUCAUGCUAGCUUGCUCCUUCGACAUCAGCCUGCAUAACAUUCUCGGUCUGGUCUGUGCUUUUGGAUCCACGUUGAUCUUUGUAUCUCAAAACAUCUUUUUCAAGAAAAUCAUGCCCACAAAUGCAGACUCAGCUACUGGAUUGUUGGGUGCCCCCAAGCUCGACAAGAUCAAUCUCCUCUACUUUUCAAGUGGUAUGGCUUUCCUCCUCAUGAUCCCCGUGUGGAUUUGGAACGAUGUCCCGAGACUCUUGAACGAUUGGCCGGCUCCUCGUGGAGGACCAUCUGUCUCCCUCUAUUUCUUCCUCAAUGGGACGGUCCACUUUGCUCAAAACUUGCUCGCAUUCGCCAUCCUCUCAUCCACGUCUCCCGUUACGUAUUCCAUCGCAUCGCUCGUCAAGCGGAUCGCAGUCAUUUGUCUCGCUAUCAUAUGGUUCAAUCAAGCUGUUCACCCCAUUCAAGCUGUUGGUAUCGCUCUCACAGGUGUCGGGCUAUGGAUGUAUAAUAACGCCAAGCGUGAUGUCGAAAGGGGUGAAAAGAGGAUGAGACAGGUCGAAGCGAGUCGAGAUGCUCUUCCAACACAACGUCAUGCCGAUAUUCCUCAAUCCGGUGCCAAUAGCAUUCUUGGCCUUUUUGGAAUCGCUCGAAAUCCCCCGAUCGAACCUCAUGCGUCUCCCAAACCGGUCUAUCCACCCAACUUCAAGCAAGGAUCGCACUCCUCAGCUUUGAGGACAGCCAACUUUUUAUCAUCUAAUCAGGGACCCCACCACCCUCCACCCAUGAUGAUGCCACAUUCAAAGCCGACAACGCCUACAGAAAUGGCAUAUCCUUCCCCACCCGCAUCGGCAGACUCGUCUCCUCCCACUGGCCCUGUGACCGUCCCACCUGCAAAUCCCAUUACCGAUCCUGGCAAUACGAGGCACAGAGGGCUUUCUAUGGAGACAAAGGAUGGACCGUUCAGGCUUCCACCGGCUCUAUCUGGUACUCGAUCAGCUACGAUUGAGGAGGAACGUCCAGGCCGAGGGCCCAUGGUCAGGGCCUCAUAG
Kockovaella imperatae is the source of this 1707-nucleotide messenger RNA. Its product is annotated as triose-phosphate transporter family-domain-containing protein. The record is from RefSeq and is a predicted model, not a curated record. The transcript is spliced from 2 exons. Gene Ontology annotation, cellular component: endoplasmic reticulum; Golgi apparatus. The coding region runs from base 1 to 1707 and encodes 568 amino acids. Gene Ontology annotation, biological process: phosphoenolpyruvate transmembrane import into Golgi lumen. Gene Ontology annotation, molecular function: phosphoenolpyruvate transmembrane transporter activity; antiporter activity. Lineage: Eukaryota; Fungi; Basidiomycota; Tremellomycetes; Tremellales; Cuniculitremaceae.